Messenger RNA from Gopherus evgoodei (Goodes thornscrub tortoise), 435 nucleotides. Its product is annotated as DNA-directed RNA polymerases I, II, and III subunit RPABC5-like. Gene Ontology annotation, cellular component: RNA polymerase III complex; RNA polymerase I complex; RNA polymerase II, core complex. Gene Ontology annotation, biological process: transcription by RNA polymerase II; transcription by RNA polymerase I; tRNA transcription by RNA polymerase III. Gene Ontology annotation, molecular function: zinc ion binding; DNA-directed RNA polymerase activity; DNA binding. NCBI's taxonomy places the organism in Eukaryota, Metazoa, Chordata, Testudines, Testudinidae. The record is from RefSeq and is a predicted model, not a curated record. The coding region runs from base 85 to 288 and encodes 67 amino acids. The transcript is spliced from 3 exons.
CCGGCCCCGCUGCCCCCUAGCGGCCGGCGCCGACCCGACAUAAACAAGCGGCGGCGGCGGCGGGUUCCCGGGGGCUGCGCAGGGAUGAUCAUCCCGGUCCGGUGCUUCACGUGCGGGAAAGUUGUGGGGAACAAGUGGGAGGCGUAUCUGGGGCUGCUGCAGGCGGAGUAUACGGAGGGGGACGCUCUGGACGCCCUGGGGCUGAAGCGAUAUUGCUGCCGGCGGAUGCUGCUCUCCCACGUGGAUCUGAUCGAGAAGCUGCUGAAUUAUGCCCCCCUGGAGAAAUAGCGCCCUCCAGUGGGGGGGGGGGGAGGAGGGAUGGGACCCCCCCCGCCAGGCAGGAGUCAUCUGUGCUCAAUUUAACAUGAUGCUUUAGUGUGUGGGGCCGGUGGGGGAAGCGUCCGCCCCAGGCCCAAUAAACCCCAGCAAGAUGCC